GACAGCCUCUCACAACAUCAUCCUUAUAGCCUUCACCAACUGGGAAACUAACUCACCUGCAAUCUCUCCAACCAAAUAACAUUCAACGCUUGACUACUGCCCAACCCCGACAUGGAGACCCAGCAAGGACACGGACACCACUCACUUUGCCACACCUGCCGAAGAACGGAAAACAGCAGGAUGAAGGUCCUGAAGAUGUCUUCGUCGAGUCGCACGCUGGUGUUCGUACUGGCGCUGACGCUGUACCUUGUGGAAAUGGCCUCGGCGGAAACGCUUUGUGGGGGAGAGCUGGUGGAUGCGCUGCAGUUUGUCUGUGAAGACAGGGGAUUCUAUUUCAGUAGUCCGACUAGCAGAGCUAGCAAUCGGCGUCCCCAGAACCGUGGGAUAGUGGAAGAGUGUUGUUUCCGGAGCUGUGACCUCAACCUGCUGGAGCAGUAUUGCGCCAAACCUGCCAAGUCCGAAAGGGACGUGUCGGCCACAUCUCUACAGGUCAUACCCAUGAUGCCCGCACUAAAAGCGGAUGGCCCAAGGAAGCAGCAUGUGACCGUGAAGUAUUCCAAAUACGAGGUAUGGCAGAGGAAGGCAGCCCAGAGGCUCCGGAGGGGUGUCCCCGCCAUCCUGAGAGCCAGAAAGUUUCGGAGGCAGGCAGAGAAAAUCAAGGCCCAGGAGCAAGCGUUGUUCCACAGGCCCCUGAUCAGCCUGCCCAGCAAGCUGCCCCCUGUCCUCCUCCCCACGGACAACUAUGUCAACCACAAAUGAGCCCGCCGCCAGCCCUUUGCACAGACAAGAGUUUGGAGGGAGAAAAAAGACUAGGGGAUUAUAGCUUUGUCUCUGACGUCAUUUCUGUGGCAGUCCUCUUUGACCUCCCCUGUCCUGUCCGAGCCCACCAAUCCCCCCUGCUCUCAUCUACUACUUCUUGACCCUCUGCCCCUCUCUAAUGCCCCCCACCCCUUCAACACACAAACAUGCCUUCACGUCUCAACUCUUUCGCUCCCUCUCUUUCAUUCACUGACACAAAAGACACAAACACAAGUGAUGAACAAAAAGUUAACAAUUUGGCUGAAAGCAAUUCAGGUGGAUCCUUAAGUAAAAGAGAGUAAAAAGGAAAGGAAGAAAAGAAGAUGAAAGAGAUCUAUGGCUUGCAAGUGUCAAGAGGACACCCAGCGGAAUGUUUUUUUGUCCAAGUGGAAGACAGCAGAAAGUGAAGAACAGCUUGCAUGAACGAAUCCAUUCCACAACACUUUCCUGAGGCAAAAAGAAAAUCUCUGUUAGUUCUUUUUCUUAUUAGUUUGCACCUCUGACUAUAAAGGGACUUCCACACUGUAAGGAAUUAUUUUGUAAAAUUAGAUUCCUGUUCCAGCACCUUUUAAUCACAAACAAAAAGCAGAAAAAAGUCUGCAAAAUUGCACAUUGCCACGGAUUACGUCAAAGUAAAGAAAAAAAGGCACUAUUUUUUUAUGAACAAUGAACGUGUAGCUUAAAAAAAUGUCAUGGUGCUAGCUUUGGGAAUGGACUCAAAGAAGAAGAGGUUGAAAAGCACGUUUUUUUUUCUUUGAAUGAAUAUUAAAAACUUUCCGUUUUAAGGAAAGUGUGACUUUUAAUAAGGAAAAUUAAGGAUAUGGGGGAGCUCCUGGCAGUGGCAAUGUAAAGGGGGAAGUGUCACUGAGAGAAGAUAUGGGCUGUGUUAGCAUGUAGGCUAACAGCGUGCGCUAGUGGCUGCCUAUCACUAGCUUGCCAACAAGACUGGCAAGGGGGAACCUGAGACCCACUCCCCACUACUCCCCGCACCUCUGAGAUCUAUGGAGAUGGGGAGCAGCUUGGGGAUAUUAAUGGGACACCGUGGACCGCCUGGAUUGGGACAGUACUACAGUUCCAGGACAGUACUUCCUGUUUGCCAUGGCUCUGCAGACUGCUCUGACAGGAAGUGACAUGAUAUGAACACAGAGCGAGUGGGAUAAUGAUGAUUAUAUUUUAUUUUGUCUUUUUUUCUGUUUUCUUUUCAUAUCAAUGUUUCAAGGAAAAAAGGAAAACCCUGUCAGUUUCUGGUACCGUGACAUUCCUGUUUUUGCAAGUUAGGCAUUUUUUUGUCUCCAUGGUUAUUGUUAUAAUGUUAUUUUACAGUUCUAAAGAAUGGCACAAAACUUCAAUUCAAAGGGAAAAAACAGCAAUAAUGUCAACUAACAUUUUAUUUUUAUUGUAUAUCAGUAGUAUUCACAUGCUUUGCCUGAAAACAAAUACUUGAAUAUAUAUAUAUAAAUAUAUAGAUAUAUAAUUAGUUUCCAGGGACAUUGUGUCAUUUUCCUUUAGUCUGAGCUGUAUCUUGCGUAAUGAGCCGCCAAGCUUUUUUGUUUGUUUGUUGAAAUACAAAUAAGGGCACUGUAUAAAGGCAUUAUUUAUUUUGUUAUAAAAAUAUAUUUGAACAAAUUGGUCCAAAUAAUAUACGUAGCACUGAUGCUCAUCUGACGGAUUUAUUUUGUAUGAUCUCUUUUUUCCAAUUGGAGUUGUAAUGCUUUUUUGUAGAUGCUUUGUACCAAAAAUUUUCCUUUUUUUCCUUUUCAUUUGCCACAGUUACUUUAAAUUAAUAUUUUAACAGCAGCAUAGCCUGGAUUGCUUAGGCAUGUUAUGUCACAGAAAUAGGCACAUACUCUGAAUACGCUGGUCUGCAUGGAUUUUCAUAACCCUGUCUGGGUUACUUGUUAAAAGGAAAGCAUCCAUGAGUGACUUUUUAAUAUCAGCAAUUAACUGUUCAACAUUACAUUGAUUGUACUCAACCCACUAUGUUUUGAAGCCACUUUAGUAGUGAUGGCAGGGGAAUGAUCAUCCUUUUAUUAAAUCAUGUCUUUUUAAGUGUGCAUGGUGUCCAAUCAUCUUCUGAGGAGCCUUUCUGUUAAUCUGCCAGUGAUUCUGUAGUGUUGGGUUUUGUGGCCAUAACUGUCUGGUCAGAUAUGGAUUCUGGCAAAAAAUGCACCUGACUUACAUUAGUCGUCGUGUGGGUAACCUAAUUGGAAGUAAUGAUGUUAAUGAUGUCACUGUGACGUGAAUACCCACCAAAGGUCAUUUAAAGGUCACAGUCCAUUACGGAGAACAUAUUAUUGCUCAACUUCUCUCUGUCCUCUCUCUGUCUGUCUGUCUGUCUAUCUGUCUGUCUGUCUUAUCUCCAUUUUCCUAACUCGCAUUCAUUCUCUCUCUUGAACCUGUUUGGAAAUUGACAAUGCCCCAGAGGUUAUAUAGUAUCUGUCUAUAUCUGUUUGGGAUGUGGGAAGAGGGGGAGUUGUCAGACUUACGGUGACCCCCCCGCCCCCGCCCUCUGCAAUUACAUCCAUAUGUAUCUAAAUGAAGGGCUACCACCGUGAACCAUUUUGGAGCAAAAUCGAUGCUCUCUGAGCGUGAUGCGGUGUAGCUGAAUGUAAGCAAUGAACCUAUAAUGGUGGAGCAGCCGAGCUUGUUGCCCACAGUGAUAUAUUAUGGCUCUCCAAUGUGAGGAAUGGCUUGAAGCUCAUGUUGGAAGCGCGGUCAUUUUGUGUCACGUUCUAGUGUCUUCUGUUGUGUGAUGCAUAGCCCCAUGGAAUGCAGAUUUGAUAGAUACUCAUCUUUCUGUGGUGAAGAGUGGAGUCAAUAGUAUUUUCAAUCCUAUACCCUCAGUGGGAUCUCGCUUGGAAAUCCUACGUCUGGUCUCUGAUUAUAUUCCACUUCAGUUGUGUAACAAAGCAGUGCAAUUAUUAUUAUUAUUAUUAUUAUUAUUAUUAUUAUGAAAUGAGAUUUCCCCAGGGAGGAUAUCUUGUCUCCAGACAGUGACAAUACAAGUUUUAUACUAUAUUUUAUUCUAUGUUCUCCUGCUAGGACUGCAUUCAUUCACUAUUUUAAUGUUCAAACAGGCUACUCUAGUGUUCUUUUGAAUGGCGUGAAAGACAACCACUUCUUUUCGCUGAAUAUGAAGGGAUAUCUUGCCAAGCAGUGGCAACUAUUUCUGUGUCAGUAGCCCACUCAGCCUGUGUGUAUUUUAUUGAUUUAACCUCUGCACGCUAGAACGUCCGAAAUGCACAAUUCAUGUACUUUCAUUUUUAAUAUCAAUAAAAAAAACAUUUU
Molecule: messenger RNA, 4086 nt
Organism: Lampris incognitus (smalleye Pacific opah)
Lineage: Eukaryota; Metazoa; Chordata; Actinopteri; Lampriformes; Lampridae
Gene: igf2b
Product: insulin-like growth factor 2b
Exons: 4
Coding region: 112-759 (215 amino acids)
Cellular component (GO): extracellular region
Molecular function (GO): hormone activity; growth factor activity
Source: RefSeq, a predicted model, not a curated record